This is a messenger RNA of Populus euphratica (Euphrates poplar), 871 nucleotides long. Its product is annotated as PIN2/TERF1-interacting telomerase inhibitor 1-like. NCBI's taxonomy places the organism in Eukaryota, Viridiplantae, Streptophyta, Magnoliopsida, Malpighiales, Salicaceae. The record is from RefSeq and is a predicted model, not a curated record. Gene Ontology annotation, molecular function: nucleic acid binding. Bases 315 to 713 code for a protein of 132 amino acids. The transcript has 2 exons.
AAAGACUCGUUCAAAAUAAAUACUUGCAUUGCUACAAUAAACAUGUACUCUAUGUGAAAAAGAUAUAAUACUUGAGGUGGCCCGAGAGUGGGUUGGGCCCUAAAAGGUCCGGACACGCGGUGCGGAGCCACCUCAGAUAAACAGAUCCACCAGAGAAGAGGGGAACCGACCAUCCUGAAAUCUUUCCUUGUUAUUUCUCGUGUUGGGCGUGGGUCUUCACGUCGGAUUCUUACUUCUUAACCGUUACCACCACUCGUGAUUGCAGUGCCAAUCGGAUCUGGGUUUCGGUUGAUUUCUUUCUUUUUCGAAAAAAGAUGGGAGAUCAAUUUAGGGGUUCAACAACAGCCAUUGAUUCCUCUAACAUUGGCUUUCAGCUCUUGAAGAAGCACGGGUGGAAGGAAGGAACUGGCCUUGGGAUUUCCGAGCAGGGGAGAUUGGAGCCUGUGCUAACAUAUUUGAAGAAUAACAAGCGUGGACUUGGGGCUGAUCAUAAUAAGAAAUUACUUGUGAAGAAGAAUAACACGACCGAGUCUUCUUCUGCCCCAGCUUCUUCUUCUUCCUCCAAGGACAAAAACAACCAGGAUCGCUCUUCUUCAAGGAAGUCCAAGGCACUGUCUAAGAAACAAAGGAAGAUGCAAGAGCUGGAGAAGCGUUUACAGGAUAAGGAAUUUGAGCGGGGUUUUUUUCGCGAGUUUUGGCCUGAUAAUGUUUGACGAUGGAAAUAGAUCAUCCAUCCCUUUUAGAAUGCCUCGGCUUAGGUUUUGUACAGCAACUCUGGAAUUAUUUCAUGCCAAAAUUUGCAGGCAGGACGGGUCCUUGUUUCUUCCAGUAACUCAAAUUUUAAAUGUUAAACGUAUGCUGUUCAAAAUCA